AUGCCCGGUAUCGCUCGCAAGAUCAUCAUCUGCGCGGCGGUAGACGGCCUUAUCAUCCAACCAUUUGUGACCAAAGGACAGCGCCCCGCGCAGCCGGUCAGGAUCAAAUAUGGCGACGCAUCAAUAACCCCUGCUCCACGAGAGCAAAUACCCGACCUUUCUCAGUCAAAUUCUUCGUUCGAAGCCUUCGGCGUUAUAGGUUUAAUCACAGUUUCACGCCUCAGCUAUUUAAUCACAAUUACUCGGCGCCAGCAAGUUGCGCAAAUCUGCGGUUUCCCGAUCUAUGUUGUCACCGAAGUCGCCAUUACCCCAUGUGCUUCGCAGCAAGAAGCUGGAGAAGCUAUCGCGAAGACGGCUUUGGAGCUCCAAGAUCGCAAGACGGACAAGGACGCUGACGACAGCGACAGUGAUGACUACAUAGAACUUCCAGCAAGCGGCGAUGAAGUCGAGGACCCUGCGCAAGAAGCUAAGACGGACAGCGAUAAGGACCUUGAAACUGUGAAGAGCACCGUAGCCAAAGAUGUUAUCGGCAGAAGAGGAAGCUAUGGGAGGUUCGCGCAGACCUGGUUCAGCAAAAGCGGAUGGACGCAGGACCAGAAGAGAUCAGCAGGCUGGAGCGGAGCCGCGCACCAAGUGCGACGAUCCGUUGAUCACAGUCCGGUCAAGAAUGCUCCUCCGCGGCCAUCCGUUGACGAGGCCACCGAGCCGACAACGGCAUCUACGCUGUUGCCAAAGCUUCUGCGGAUGACCCAGAUCUUUUAUGGCUCAUCCAAAAGCUUCUUCUUUUCUUACGACUUCGACAUCACACGGCGUUGGUCGAGCCGUUCCACCGCCCAGUCCGAUGAAGUACCUCUGCAUGAGCGAGUAGACCCGAUAUUCUUUUGGAACAAGAACACAUUAAAGCCAUUUAUGGAGGCUGGAGAGGAUGCUCUGUUGCUACCGCUCAUGCAGGGCUUCGUUUCCCAGAAAAGCUUCGUGGUGGACAGCAGCCCUCCUCAACACGAUGAAGGCCUCGGGGAUUCCGUGGAGCUAUCGACUAUGAGACAGCCCGAUGCCGAACUAUCUUCUCCCCCGCCGGAGACAGUCCGCGACUCAAUCGAUUUGCGCUCUACCGAGAAGAAGUUUCUUUUGACUGUGAUUUCUCGCCGUUCGACACAGAGGGCUGGUCUCAGAUACUUGAGACGAGGCAUUGAUGAGCAGGGCUAUGUUGCCAACGCGGUCGAAACCGAGCAGAUUCUUUCGAGCACUUCGUGGGACAAGUCUUCAAAGAUUUACUCUUUCCUUCAAAUCCGGGGCAGCAUUCCGCUCUUCUUCACACAAUCGCCCGUCUCCCUCAAACCUGCGCCCGUCAUUCAACACUCGCCCGAAGCGAACUAUGCCGCAACGAAGAAACACCUGGAACGGCUUAAGACAGAGUACGGACUUCUACAGAUUGUCAACCUGGUCGAAAAGCAUGGCGUAGAAGCAACUGUCGGUGGUCAAUACGAGAAGACAGUACAGAGGUUGAAUGAGGAAGAAGCAAAAGGUGAAAAUGACACUGUUGGUUUUGAAUGGUUCGAUUUCCAUUCAGCCUGUAAAGGAAUGAAGUUCGAGAACGUCAGUCAGCUUCUCGAUACUCUCCGCGGCAAGUUGGAGGGUUUCGGAAGCACAGUGGAAGACGCUGGUCAGAUCACCACAAAACAAAAGGGUGUCUUGCGCACAAACUGUAUGGAUUGUCUUGACAGGACAAACGUGUGCCAGAGUUCGUUUGGAAAGUUCAUGCUGGAGUCUCAGCUGAGAGCGGAGGGCUAUGACCUUGCAGCUCAAGUUGAUCAGCAGACGCAGUGGUUCAACACUCUCUGGGCGGACAACGGUGAUGCCGUGUCGAAGCAGUAUGCAUCUACUGCGGCCAUGAAGGGUGACUACACAAGAACGAAGAAGAGGAACCUUGGGGGCACAUUGAAUGAUCUUGGUCUUUCUUUGACCCGGUACUACAAUGGCAUGGUGAAUGACUACUUCAGCCAAGCUGCCAUCGACUUCCUUCUCGGCAACGUGAACUCGAUGGUCUUCCAAGAGUUCGAGGCCGAGAUGAUGACAAAAGACCCUGCCGUCUCAAUGCUGAAGAUGAGGGAACAGGCCAUCGAGCUAUCGCAAAGGCGCGUCAUUUCCGACGAGAGCGAAGAGUUCAUGGGUGGCUGGGUCCUCUUCAGCCCCCAUCAAUCGGAUAGCUUACGAGCCAUGCCCUUUGAGGAGGUGGUACUGCUUCUGACGGACGCUGCCCUGUACCUCUGCCGGUUUGAUUGGAACAUGGACAAGGUCUCUUCGUUUGAGCGAAUUGAUCUGGCCCAUGUUGUUGGUAUCAAGUUUGGCACAUACAUCAUCUCGACAGUCUCCCCUGGGCAGACGGACGAGAUGAAGAAUGUUGGCUUCGUUGUGUCGUACCAGCCAGGCAAGAACGACGUUACGAGGACGAACACCAGGACCUUUUCGAACCUGGGUAUUACAAAGACCAAGACGGAUGCGGUCUCGUCGGAGCAGCAGCAGCAGAAGCAACAGCAGCAACCUCAAUCUGCCUUGAGCAGUUUGCUGGGCGGUGGCCGCCCCAAGGCGCCUCCAGUACGCAAGCUUGCCUUCAAGGCCCCUUACUCGCAAUCGUCCGCCGCUGUGACGGGUGAAGAACCCAAGCUCAGCGAGAUCCAGCAGGUUGUCAGUAUUUGCGCAGACAUAGAACGGCUGGCGUUCUUGAGUCAACCUGGCAAGGAGAAGCCAGGCACCGAGAGCAUCAUAGAGAAGGGCGACAUUAUUUCGCUAGAGGAGGCGAGGCAAAGCACUGGAUUGCUGGACCACAUCAGCUACUCUCUGAAGAGACUCGUCUGGGCAUGA
Molecule: messenger RNA, 2862 nt
Organism: Colletotrichum phormii
Lineage: Eukaryota; Fungi; Ascomycota; Sordariomycetes; Glomerellales; Glomerellaceae
Product: inositol 5'-phosphatase
Exons: 3
Coding region: 1-2862 (953 amino acids)
Biological process (GO): phosphatidylinositol dephosphorylation
Cellular component (GO): endoplasmic reticulum
Molecular function (GO): phosphatidylinositol-4-phosphate phosphatase activity
Source: RefSeq, a predicted model, not a curated record